Messenger RNA from Melopsittacus undulatus (budgerigar), 7834 nucleotides. RefSeq names its product N-alpha-acetyltransferase 15, NatA auxiliary subunit (gene NAA15). Gene Ontology annotation, biological process: N-terminal peptidyl-methionine acetylation. Bases 125 to 2722 code for a protein of 865 amino acids. NCBI's taxonomy places the organism in Eukaryota, Metazoa, Chordata, Aves, Psittaciformes, Psittaculidae. Gene Ontology annotation, cellular component: NatA complex; cytoplasm. The transcript is spliced from 20 exons. Gene Ontology annotation, molecular function: protein binding. The record is from RefSeq and is a predicted model, not a curated record.
GCGCACGGACUUCGGUGGGGAGGCUCCCGGCAGCGGCGAGCGAGCAGCGGGCACGGGACGCAGCCCGGUCGCCCACCCCCCUCCCCGGAGCCCUUCGGCGGCGCCCGAGCCAGCGGCGGGGAGGAUGCCGUCGGUGAGCCUGCCGCCCAAGGAGAACGCGCUCUUCAAGCGCAUCCUGAGGUGUUAUGAACACAAGCAGUAUAGAAAUGGGCUGAAGUUCUGUAAACAGAUACUUUCUAACCCAAAGUUUGCAGAACAUGGAGAAACUUUGGCGAUGAAAGGUCUAACAUUAAACUGUCUAGGGAAGAAAGAGGAAGCUUAUGAACUUGUGCGUAGAGGCUUAAGGAAUGACUUGAAGAGUCAUGUCUGUUGGCACGUCUAUGGCCUUCUUCAAAGGUCAGACAAGAAGUAUGAUGAAGCUAUCAAAUGCUAUAGGAAUGCACUGAAAUGGGACAAAGACAAUCUUCAAAUCUUGAGAGAUCUUUCUCUGCUACAGAUUCAAAUGAGGGAUCUUGAAGGUUACAGGGAAACAAGGUACCAGUUGCUUCAGCUCCGACCUGCACAGCGAGCAUCAUGGAUUGGUUAUGCUAUUGCUUACCAUCUGCUGGAAGACUAUGAAAUGGCAGCAAAAAUAUUAGAGGAAUUCAGGAAGACACAGCAGACAUCACCUGAUAAAGUGGACUAUGAGUAUAGUGAACUGCUGCUGUAUCAAAAUCAAGUGCUCCGGGAGGCAGGACUACAUAAAGAAGCCUUGGAGCAUCUUUGUACCUAUGAAAAGCAGAUCUGUGAUAAACUGGCUGUCGAAGAAACUAAAGGAGAGCUCCUGCUUCAGCUUGGUAGACUUGAAGAAGCAGUUGAAGUCUAUAAAGGGCUGCAAGAAAGAAAUCCUGAAAACUGGGCCUACUACAAAGGCCUAGAAAAGGCACUUAAACCAGCUAAUAUGAUGGAGAGGCUAAAGAUCUAUGAAGAGGCCUGGACUAAAUACCCAAAGGGACUAGUUCCACGAAGAUUACCAUUAAACUUUUUGUCGGGUGAAAAGUUUAAGGAAUGUCUGGACAAGUUUCUAAGGAUGAAUUUCAGCAAAGGUUGCCCACCAGUCUUCAAUACGUUGAGGUCGUUGUAUAAAGACAAGGAGAAGGUGGCAAUCAUAGAAGAGCUCGUGAUAGGUUAUGAAACCUCUUUAAGAAGUUGCAGGUUAUUUAACCCAAAUGAUGAUGGUAAAGAAGAACCUCCAACCACUUUACUCUGGGUCCAGUAUUAUUUGGCUCAACAUUAUGAUAAAAUUGGACAGCCAUCCCUGGCUCUAGAAUAUAUAAAUGCUGCUAUAGAAAGUACUCCCACUUUGAUAGAGCUCUUCCUUGUGAAGGCAAAAAUCUAUAAGCAUGCUGGAAAUAUUAAAGAAGCUGCAAGGUGGAUGGAUGAGGCUCAGGCUUUGGACACAGCAGACAGAUUUAUCAACUCCAAAUGUGCAAAAUACAUGUUGAAAGCAAACUCCAUUAAAGAAGCAGAGGAAAUGUGUUCUAAGUUUACAAGGGAAGGAACCUCAGCAGUAGAGAACUUAAAUGAGAUGCAGUGCAUGUGGUUUCAGACAGAAUGUGCGCAAGCUUACAAAGCAAUGAACAAAUUUGGAGAAGCACUUAAAAAAUGCCAUGAAAUUGAAAGACAUUUUGUAGAAAUCACGGAUGACCAGUUUGACUUUCACACUUACUGUAUGAGGAAGAUUACCCUUAGGUCUUAUGUGGACUUGUUAAAACUAGAAGAUAUACUUCGGCAACAUCCAUUCUACUUCAGAGCAGCACGAAUUGCCAUAGAGAUAUAUUUGAAACUUCAUGAUAAUCCCUUAACAGAUGAAAAUAAAGAACACGAGGCUGAUACAGCAAAUAUGUCUGACAAGGAGCUAAAGAAGCUACGAAAUAAGCAGAGAAGAGCCCAGAAGAAAGCACAACUGGAGGAAGAGAAGAAGAAUGCUGAGAAAGAGAAGCAACAGAGGAAUCAGAAAAAGAAGAAAGAUGAUGAUGAUGAAGAAAUCGGAGGACCGAAAGAAGAACUUAUCCCUGAGAAAUUGGCAAAGGUUGAAGCACCUUUGGAAGAAGCCAUUAAAUUUUUAACACCCCUGAAGAAUUUAGUGAAGAACAAAAUAGAGACACAUCUUUUUGCCUUCGAGAUUUAUUUUCGAAAAGAGAAGUUUCUUCUGAUGCUUCAGUCUGUGAAAAGAGCCUUUGCUAUUGAUGCUAGUCAUCCUUGGCUUCAUGAGUGUAUGAUUCAUCUCUUCAGUAGUGUAUCUGAAAGUAAGGACCUGCCUGAUGCAGUUAGAACGGUGUUAAACCAAGAAAUGAAUCGGCUUUUUGGAGCAACUAAUCCAAAGAACUUCAAUGAAGCUUUCCUUAAAAAGAACUAUGACUCACUACCACAUAGGUUAUCAGCUGCCAAAAUGAUGUACUAUUUAGAUCCUUCCAGUCAGAAAAGGGCAGUGGAGCUGGCAAUGACCCUGGAUGAAUCCCUCAUUAACAGAAAUCUUCAGACUUGUAUGGAGGUAUUAGAAGCUUUAUGUGACGGUAGCCUUGGAGACUGUAAAGAAGCAUCUGAAACUUACAGAGCAAAUUGUCAUAAGCUUUUCCCUUAUGCUUUGGCUUUCAUGCCCCCUGGCUAUGAAGAGGAUAUGAAGAUCACAGUUAAUGGAGAUAGUUCUGCAGAACCUGAAGAACUGGCCAAUGAAAUAUGAACAACUUUAUUGGAAAUAAAUGACAUUGGACCAUACCUGGUGUAUAAUAUUUUUGUCACGCACCUGCUGAAUUGUUCUGACUUACACAGAGAACAGAAGGGAAAAAAAAGGUUGCCUUCAAAUAGUUUUACUUUUUUAGUUUAUCCUGCUGACAAAGUAUAUAUAUGAGAUAUCUAACAUAUUACUGGAUAGAGGUGGUUCGGUUUCUUAAAAAUUAAAAGCUGCUAAAAUUGAAGAAAAAAAACAAAACCCUUCUCCUUACCUACCCAUGUUUUUAAACUAAUUUAUAUGUGUGAAAUGUGGUGGCACAUGGCCCUCCGAGCAGGUGUGUGGCAGAAAUAUUACUUUAAAUUUGUCUUGUGAGAUUACUGUUAUCUCAGACAGCAAAAAUGCUGUUUUAGCACUGGAUUCUUUCACUGAGCACAAAGAGUUGAUGGGGCUUUAGCAUCUGACUGAUUUUGAUACGGGGAUGAUUCUGUCCAUAGGAAGUAUGCAAUGUGAAUCAGAAUAUAGAGAAACCCGCAUCAUACACGUGAUGUUGCGGAUGCUGGGACAUACGGAUAUCAAGCAGAAUUAAGAAACAUAGUGUGUUCAAUAAGCUUGUUGUGUCUCUGAAAUUCACUGUACACGAUCAGUUCGGUGUUCUUGCACCACAGUUUUUAAUGGAAGGAACCAGUUAAAACACUCUCUUUAAAUUAAACUGGGGGGGAUGGGGUGGGCAGACUCAAGAUUGCUGUUUGUGAGAUGAAUGCGGUGGCUUAGGUUGGCCAAACUUUUUAAAACUGUAAUGCAAGAACCAAAUAAAAUUAUGCACUGUGAUGUGGCACCAACUAAUUAGAAAGAUCGCAUGCAUUUUUCACUUAGAGUGAAAACAGAAUGAGAACAUACUAUGGCUUGAAGUUGCAAAGAGGAGAACUCCUGACGACCGUUUUGACUGAUCAAGAGACUAAUAGUUUAAAACCUCAGCAGGCCUUGUUCACGUUAUGCAGAAAACAAAUAAAAAGUGCUGCAGUUUAGAUACCUCUGGAACUUUUCCACAGUGUCACAGGUUUGUAAUACUUGAAGCCCUACAUUUCUAAGAAUAUAUUUCUUGCUCAGUUGUUUCAGGCAAGCCCAAGACUUUGUAACUUUUAAGGGGCCCAAGAUUUUUUUUCAGUAACAGACCAGCUUCUUAUUCCUGCAGUUACAGAUGUAAUUUCCUUUGUCAAACAUAAGGUACCAAAUAUAAUGCAAUAAAACGUUUUGAAAAACAAUUGUGUGAAUAUUUAAACCGAUCUCUGUUGUACUUUGAAAAUGAAUGGGUUCACUAGAGUGCAGCUCAGGGUUGGCUUACUGUGCUGUCCAGUUAUGCUAAUAAUGUCACUGCUGAUGGGUGGUUGUUGAGCCUAAGUGCAAAUGCGUUAUAUGUAAAUACUGAAUGUCUGGGAAGUCCUAAUAACAUAGAAUGCUUUACUACUUGGCUUAUAAGUUCCACCACUGUUACAUUGAAUUUUAUUUUCCAAGUCAAGCUUCAGUCUAUAAGUCUACUGUGUUGAUAAUAUAGAUAAGUGCUCAAAUAUUGUUGGUUUUUUUUAUAGGCUCAACAUGUAAAACAGAGCAGAAAACAAACUACAGCUUAUAAAGUGAGUGCCUUCUUUGCUGCAGGAGUUCAGUUACAGAGUAUCUGUAGUGUGAAUACACAGCCUUCCUCUUCCACAUGAUUGCAGUUCAGUGGUUGACAUGAACAGUUAAAGAAAUCCAGGAAGACUUACUGGCGUUUGUAGUUUUCUAACUGUCAGAAGAACAGGUUUUUGUUUCUUGUGUAUUCAGCACCACUUUCUUUUCAUGGUUAGAUUAUCCUUGUGUAUGUUUUGCAGUGUAGUUCAUGUUGGAAAUGUAAGUUGUGUUGCUAUAUUUGUGUAUUUAAUCUGCUGGGCUUUUAGGGACUAGAAUACCUAUAGAGCCUUUAAUUGACUCUGGUAUUUAUUUCUAGAUCUCAGUCUUUUCUGCAGCCUGAGAUACCUGGACUGCAUGUCUUCUGCAACUACUGAAGAUGGUUCAGUCUUGCCUACACAAGCUAUGAGCUUUUGGCCUUGCCUCUGAGUAUUGCUGCUGUUUUCUUGGCUUCUGAUGCUUAGCAGGAGGCAGAUGAGUGCUCACUCUUUUUAACAGAUUGUGAAUUGCAUCAAGCAAUUUUUUUUUCCCCAAAAAUUCUGGGUUUUGGGUGCUGCCUAUAAAUGGGAUUAUUUCCUUUUUCACUGCCUGUUUUUCUGUUGAAAUUGAUGAACUAAAAGCAAGAAGUUACUUGUUAUCUUUGAUCAUGCAAGUGUGAAAGGAUAUUUCUGUGAGCCUUCCAGAAGAUUCCAUCAACACUAUUGUGAUUUCCCCAAAGACAUUUCAUAACCUUGCUGAAAGGCAUCCAUAGUGCUUCAGAGAUGACACUUGGAUUAAAGAGGUUCCUCAUCCCUUCCAGAAGACUGCAGUCCCAGGAAAAGAAACCAAGUCAAGAGUUUACCUGAAGAAGACGGUUCUUUGAUUGGCAAAGGAAUUGCUAUUCCUUCAUCUUUGUGUAUCUCCUGUUAGUUGCAAUACUAACUUUUGAUGGAAAGUUUCCAAGAGCUGGAAACGAAGUUAACAGUCCAGUGCAAUGAGUCUUGCGAAGCAGUAGCAGAGUACCGCACUACAGUGAAAACCUGCCUGUGCAUGCUGAGAUCCAAAUUGUAAAUCAUUGGUGCUUGGCUGCCAAAGCCGUGAGCAGGGAUUGCAGUCGUGAUCGGAGCAACCUAGAGUGUUGGCUCAUUAACAGCAUGAGUUGUCUUGAUUCUUCCUGAUUUCCAUGGAGAAAUGUGUUUCCACCAUCAGUGGAGCUGCUGGUGAUGACCCAUGCCAUGGAUAUCUUUACUGAGGUGUGGGGGGAGGAAGUUUCAGCAACAGAUUUUCCCUAGAUAAGAGACUGUAGAUGGUGCAAAUGCACAUUGCAUGAAGCAAUGCCAGAGUCAGAAGUGGACUGAAAUUGUAAGUAACUGAAAAUGAUUGUUUGUCCCAAGGUGAUAGGUGAGGUAGUCGCUUUUUCCAUGUGGAGACCGGAGCAUUCAGGCAAGGAGUAUGUGUGAACGAACAGGCAAAACAGUCUCAAAAUUAUGUAUUCAGUAACUCCUUUUGUUUCUUUGUAUCUUAAAUGCCUUAAAAGCCUCUAUGUUCUUCUACAGUUACAUUUUUCUUUCAGAAGAGGUCUUAAUGCUUCCAUGCUCAUAGGGGAAGGAUCAUGUCCUGAUGUGGCAGCCAGAACACAGAAGAUUUGUCACUCUGUUUUCUCCUAAGGAAGGGAGAAAACACCAUUUCCCAGGGAGCUCUCUAGGGCUAGAUGAGGUAUAUUUAAUUUGCCUGUUAAAUCUUCCUUUCAUGUGUGCUUUGAGUUGGAAGUUGGUGUAGCUCCUUACUCUUCAGCCAGCUUGAAUUGUUAGUGUCUUCAUAGAAAGGAAAUGCAUCAAUAAGAGUAGGGUGAGAUCAGGCCUGAGAAACCAGAGGUGCGAAUACAAUUUCAGUAUCGUGAGCAUACUUCAAAUCUUUGUCUGACACAAUGCCUUUGAGGGUCCAAGCAACAUUUGUGCCAUCAUUCCUGCAGUGCUAGCAUCCCAUACACCACAGUUGUGCUUUGAAUGUGUGCCACUAAUGCUAACAAAACCACUUGAUACGAUAAUCCAGCUCAAUAUACCUGAAAUAAAAUGAUUUGAUUUUUCUCUUUUCAUUAUGGUUUUAAAUGUUUUUGUAAGUGUUCUGUGCUGGGUAACUAGCUAGCUUUGAAAUCUUCUCUUUCCCCCUAAAAAGUCUGCUUUAAAAGUGCAGUUUGUACUGUAAGUGGUAAUGUAAAAUAGCUCAGACUAUGUGGAAGUAAGAGUGAUGCUUCUCUGAUAACAUACUGCUGCUGUGGAGGGAAAUGAUGCAAAUGUAGUAUAUAAUUAGUCAUAUUCAUAAGGAACUGAGCGGUCUAUAUGCUCAUUAAUGAAAGUUAAAGUUCCGGAUGGAGGAAAACAGUUGCUGAGCUUGGGAAAAGACUUGCUGUUGGGAGCAUUCCAGCUGUGAACUGUUCUUGGAUGCAGUAAGGAGCAAAGGGCAUAUACUGUCACAAAACUCAGGGUCAUGGUGUCAUGACCGUACUUUAUACUUCCUGGAAAUUAAAGCUGCCAUCUACAAACACCAGUUUUAAUGCCUCUUCUGGGCACCAACUCUUCUUCCCAAGAGCAUACAGCAGUGGGAAUGGCAAGGAGCAACUGAUAGAGCAGCUCAGCAAUACAAGACUAAAGUAAGCUGUAAGGAGGUGGCAUAAUAGAAAAUCCAUUUUAGAUUAAGUAUAAAUAGCUUUUUUAUUACUAGAAAGAUUACUGAAGCUGUAAAUACUGUAAAUGCAGUCUUCCCAUGCCAAGGAAGCUGUAAAUGUGUAUUACUUCUAGAGUGGUACAAGCAAAUAGUAGUAUGUUCACAAAGAUUCUAGCUUUGUAUGUUGGUCUUCAAGUAAAUUGUGGCAGAAAACUCUGAGGACAAGGACUGUCCAGUUUACAAGGGACCAUAGCAAAGGGUUUGUAAGAACAUUGCAAGAGAAAUAUUACUAGAAAAUCCAAAGCAUCUUAGAAGAGCUUUCCUAAGAUGUUUGUUUUAAUUGAAAAUGUCACAUCUAACUGUUCAUAACGAAAGACAGAAAGUACUUUGACAGAAUAUUUCUGCCUGGCACUGCCCAUUCAAUAUCUACCUCUACUAGUCCUAGUCUAGUUCAGCUACUGCGUAAUUUUAGCCAUUUAGCACAUAACAUAUGAACAAGUGUCAUUUAACCUGGUUGGUGAACAAAUGUAUGAUGAUGGAUAACGUUUAAACUGUAAUGCAAUAAACCACAAACUUAGUGAAAGUCCUGUUGUUGGUUCAGUGCAGCAGCAUAUUUAUUGCUUCAUUGCUGAUCUGUUAAAAUCUUAAUUAUAAACUCCACCAAGUUACUUGCAAUUGUACUGGGAUUUGCUUUCCCUUCCAGCCUUCCUAACCGGUUAACAAUGUUGUACUGUGUUUUUACGCUCUUCUCUGGUGGUAGCAAAUAUCAAAACUGGCAGGAAGUCAAUCAAAGAAUAAAAAUGCUGAGUUCUGUUU